Molecule: messenger RNA, 490 nt
Organism: Notothenia coriiceps (black rockcod)
Lineage: Eukaryota; Metazoa; Chordata; Actinopteri; Perciformes; Nototheniidae
Product: F-box only protein 3-like
Exons: 3
Coding region: 164-490 (108 amino acids)
Cellular component (GO): cytoplasm
Source: RefSeq, a predicted model, not a curated record
CUCUGAUUGUCUCUCUCUGUCUCUCAGGCUGAUGGGCAGCUUGUCUCUGAUUGUCUCUCUCUGUCUCUCAGGCUGAUGGGCAGCUUGUCUCUGAUUGUCUCUCUCUGUCUCUCAGGCUGAUGGGCAGCUUGUCUCUGAUUGUCUCUCUCUGUCUCUCAGGCUGAUGGGCAGCAUGUCUCUGUCCAACCACUACCGCUCGGAGGUGCUUCUGGACGUGGAGACGGCGGCGGGGGGCUUCCAGCAGAGGAAGGGCAUGAGACGCUGCCUCCCGCUGACCUUCUGCUUCCACACCGGCCUCAGCCAGUACAUGGCCUUGCAGCCGGCCGAGGGGCGCCACAAGUUCGAGAGCUUCUACCCCUGCCCCGGGAGAGACAGUUUCUGUAUGAAAGACAUCAGAAAGUGCACGGUCCCUCUGUCUCACUCUGAUGACCUCAGAGCAGGACCAGGUGGCUCAGGACCCGUCGGCCAUCGACAUGUUCAUCACAGGUGA